GAUACCGUUCAAGAUCGGGCAGCCCAAGAAACAGAUUGUACCCAAGACAGUGGAGAGAGACUUUGAAAGGGAAUAUGGAAAGCUUCAGCAAUUGGAAGAUCAGACCAAAAAACUUCAGAAGGAUAUGAAGAAAAGCACAGAUGCAGACUUGGCCAUGUCCAAGUCGGCUGUCAAAAUCUCUUCGGACCUGCUGUCUAACCCCCUGUGUGAACAGGAGCCCAGCUUUCUGGAGAUGGUCACGGCCUUCGACACAGCGAUGAAGAGGAUGGACUCUUUCAACCAGGAGAAGGUGAAUCAGAUCCAAAAGACAGUCAUAGAGCCUUUGAAAAAGUAAGGAGCCGUGUUCCCCAGCCUGAACAUGGCAGUGAAGAGACGGGAGCAAACGCUGCAGGACUACAAGCGCCUGCAGUCCAAGGUGGAGAAAUACGAGGAGAAGGAGAGGACCGGCCCCGUCCUCGCCAAGCUGCACCAGGCCCGUGAAGAGCUGAGGCCGGUGAAGGAGGACUUUGAAGCCAAAAACAAGCAGCUCCUGGAGGAAAUGCCCAAGUUUUAUAGCAGCCGCAUCGAUUACUUCAAACCCAGCUUCGAGUCGCUGGUCCGGGCGCAG
Messenger RNA from Fulmarus glacialis (Northern fulmar), 607 nucleotides. It is a transcript of the gene BIN3, whose product is annotated as bridging integrator 3. The transcript has 8 exons. Gene Ontology annotation, molecular function: lipid binding; protein binding. Lineage: Eukaryota; Metazoa; Chordata; Aves; Procellariiformes; Procellariidae. Gene Ontology annotation, biological process: actin cortical patch localization; plasma membrane tubulation; endocytosis. Gene Ontology annotation, cellular component: cytoplasm; actin cortical patch. The record is from RefSeq and is a predicted model, not a curated record. The annotation marks the transcript as partial.